Molecule: messenger RNA, 901 nt
Organism: Tigriopus californicus
Lineage: Eukaryota; Metazoa; Arthropoda; Copepoda; Harpacticoida; Harpacticidae
Product: protein AMN1 homolog
Exons: 1
Coding region: 3-773 (256 amino acids)
Biological process (GO): SCF-dependent proteasomal ubiquitin-dependent protein catabolic process
Cellular component (GO): SCF ubiquitin ligase complex
Molecular function (GO): protein binding
Source: RefSeq, a predicted model, not a curated record
AAAUGCCACAAGAUCGGAUCCCAACAUUGCUUGAUAUCAUUGUGACCAGCCAUUGGUACCAUUCAAGCGGAUGGCAGAUCCCGACUCUGAAAACAUUACCCAAGCAUUUGAAGGACAAAAUACGCCGAUCCCACCUGAAGCGCGGGCACAUGCCCAAUGAGCUCUUUGACGCUCUUACUCACGAGCAGGUUCGAGACGUCGAUCUGAGCUCUUGCGAGGUUGUGACCGAUCCCAUGGUCCUAUCACUCCACAGAGCGCGUGGGUUGCGAAGGCUAGAUCUGAACAAUGUGCGAUGCCAAUUUGACAUCAAGAACCUCUCCAACGCUCUAUCAGAUAUGUGGGGCCUCCGGACCCUAUUCCUGCGCCGAUCUAACGCCGAUGACUCUCUGUUGAGGGUCCUGGGGAAGUUUUGUAUCCAUCUGGAAGAAAUCGACCUCGGAUAUUGUGUGGGAGUGGGCGAUACCGGGAUUGGCCUCCUGGGAGAAGGCUGCGCCAAGUUGAAAUCCCUGAACUUCAGCUCAACGUCCAUCACGGACCUGGGCAUACAGAUUUUUGUUCAGGGCGAGGGUCGGAAGUGUGUGACUGAACUUCGCGUGGACGGAUGUGGACUAACCGAUGAUGGGAUUCAGCUCAUUCUGAUGUUCUGCCCAAAUUUGCAUAUCCUCAUUUUUCACAACUGCCCUUUGGUGACCGAUGACUCGCGAAUUGCUCUGGAGGAAUACCGGAUUCAAAAUGAGAUGUCUCUCUUGCAAUUAAGUUGGACUGUGUAUUAGAAACUGUGAGGAAUAAAAUACUACAAUUAUUUUGAGACAAGCUUAGUGUAGGUAUCACAGUGGGAGGCAUUGACUCGGCUGAGACCCUUCCGGGGCAUUUUCUGACUUGGGCUUCAAUCCUGGUUGUA